Pseudophryne corroboree (corroboree frog) is the source of this 1606-nucleotide messenger RNA. RefSeq names its product complement C8 gamma chain (gene C8G). The record is from RefSeq and is a predicted model, not a curated record. The transcript has 7 exons. Lineage: Eukaryota; Metazoa; Chordata; Amphibia; Anura; Myobatrachidae. Gene Ontology annotation, molecular function: complement binding. The coding region runs from base 111 to 734 and encodes 207 amino acids. Gene Ontology annotation, cellular component: blood microparticle; membrane attack complex; extracellular exosome. Gene Ontology annotation, biological process: complement activation.
AAACACUGGCAAUGUACACAAACCCAAUUGUCUGCAAUAAGUCAAUAUAUCAGCUGGGAAUGUGCUGAGCCGUUCUGACCCCUUCAUUACGCCCUGGGCCCGACGCAGGCAUGUUACCCCUCAAAGUCUCCCUUUUCCUUGUGAUUUUCUGCACCCACGGUGCCAGCGUGAGGGAAACGGGGAAGAAGAAAGAUGAUAAUCCCAUUGACAAGAUAGCAAGCGUCGCCGGCUUUGAUCCUAGUAAGUUUGCAGGGAAGUGGUAUCUGCUCUCAGUGGCUUCUGAGUGCGAUUACCUGAAGACAAACAACCAUCGCGUGGAGGCCACCACAAUCCAGGCCACACAAUCUAAGAACUGGAGGGAUGAGGACAUCCUGGCUAUCAGCACGCAUAGGAAGCUGGACGGAAUCUGUUGGGAGAUUAAACAUGAGUAUAAGAUGGACACAAAGGUCAAGGGCAGAUUUUCAUUUAAAGUUGGGGGAUAUGGCGGUGACGCACAAGUGGUUGUGGCGGCCACAGAUUACCAGAACUACGCCAUACUGUAUUACCAGCGGAGGAAGAAGAUAACGAUUAAACUCUAUGGGAGAAAACCAUCCGCGAGCGAUGACGUCAGUCAAAUACUUGAUGACCGUGUCACUAAACAGGGCUUUGACCUGGAAUACAUCUACUGGUUCCCAACAUACGGUUUCUGUGAGACGGCCGAUCAGUUCCACAUUCUUAACGAAGUUCCAAGAUAACGAUUUUGGCAGAUACAGGAAACGUGACGGCUACGCAGUGGAAUACAGGCCCCGCACCUGACUCGGACAUAGUGAUAAUUCUACAAUUCUAGGGAAAAGAUGUCUAGUAGUAUUAGUAGUAAUAAACAAUCUGAGGGGGGAAUUUAUUUACAUGGCUCAAAUCUGUACCACAACUUUUACAGCCAAUCAAUAUGGUUGCUACGGACCGUGAUAGCUACAGACCAUGGUGGUCAUUCCGAGUUGUUCGCUCGCUAGCAGUAUUUAGCAGCCGUGCAAACGCUAUGCCGCCGCCCACUGGGAGUGUAUCUUUGCUUAGCAGAAGUGCGAACGAAAGGAUCGCAGAGCGGCUACAAAAUAAUUUUGUGCAGUUUCAGAGUAGCUUCAGACCUACUCAGCGCUUGCGAUCACUUCAGACUAUGUAGUUCCUGUUUUGACGUCACGAACACGCCCUGCGUUCGCCCAGCCACGCCUGCGUUUUUCCGAACACUCCCUGAAAACGGUCAGUUGACACCCAGAAACGCCCUCUUCCUGUCAAUCACUCUGCGGCCAGCAGUGCGACUGAAAAGCUUCGCUAGACCUUGUGUGAAACUACGUCGUUCGUGUUAAUUAAUAGUACGAUAAGUGCAGAUUUUUUUCCUGAUCGCUGCGCAGUGAACGAAAGCAGCUAGCGAUCAACUUGGAAUGACCCCCCCAUGAUAGCUAAACUCUGAUUGGCUCUUUGCACCUUUUGGUAAUGUUAGUAAAUAACCUUUUGUGUAUUAAUCUCAGCUAUCUGGAAUCAUAGCAAUAUUAGUCUUAAACACUGUGUUUUUGCGUGUGGGUUCAUUUUAAUUGUAAUAACAACACACGUUAUUAAAAAUAAUAGCAGAAGA